Molecule: messenger RNA, 1563 nt
Organism: Trypanosoma theileri
Lineage: Eukaryota; Euglenozoa; Kinetoplastea; Trypanosomatida; Trypanosomatidae
Exons: 1
Coding region: 1-1563 (520 amino acids)
Biological process (GO): ribosomal small subunit biogenesis; ribosomal small subunit export from nucleus
Cellular component (GO): cytosol; nucleus; preribosome, small subunit precursor
Source: RefSeq, a predicted model, not a curated record
AUGCCACCAAAGCGGUCUAAGGGUGUCACGUUUAAACUCGUGCAACAGUCGUACGAGGACGCUAACGCUGAUGAGCCGGGCCGCAGUGCUGCUGUGAUGGUGGAUGAGCGUGAGUUGCGAAGUCACUUACCGGCCGGGAGCGCUGCAGCGACAAGACGCCGCCGGGAGCGGACAGAGACGACUGCAGACAUCAACGCGUGGGCCAGCGAGUGGAACACCGCCGCCGUUGCGCGACUGCCAGAAGAGGAGGCGUACAUGAACCGCAGAAAUAUGCUGCGCGCGCAGGACGAUGAUGAUGAUGAUGAUGAUGUUAACGUGAAGAAAGGCGCCGUGUCGGCGUCGAAGAGAAACCAUGAAGAGACGGAGGAUGUCGCUGCUAGUGAGACGGAGAGUGACGAUAAGUUGUUUGAUGAUCAGGAGGAAGUGGAGUUCACAGACGACUUUCUGCGGGAGUUGGUGCUCGGCGGCGGCGACAACGACGAUGAUGAUGCGAAUAACAAUAAUAAUAAUUAUAACUAUAAUAACUACGAUGAUAACAGUGAUGCGGAUGACGGCGAUGGGGCGGCGGGGGAUGCCGGCGGGGUGUCGUACCCGCAGCACGACGUCAGCGCCCGCGGGGCGGAGCGGCAGUUCACGCGGAUGAUGCGGGAGUUCGACGCCGACGCGCGGCUCAACGACGCCUACACGGACGACCCCCGCACGUACGGCGGCGCCGGCGUCUCGCAGUACUUGCGGGCCCUCGAGGAGUUCGUCGUGGACCGCGCCGGUCUGGACUGCGACACCGCCGCCCCCCGCCGCAACCGCGGGCUGCUGCAGCAACUCCGCACGCUCGCGCAGCACGCCGGCACCGACAUGAGCCCCAGCGGCGAGGUGCACACCACCACCGUCAUGCCGGACCGACACGCACGCUUUGUGGAGGAGUUCCGCAAUGAGACACUCGAGAUACGACGGGCCGCACGGGAACGAGUGCUUUCCUACCAGAAAGAACAACAACAACAAGGAGGAGGAGAAGGAGAAGGCGUGAUGGAUGGGGAGGGGGAGGAGAAGAAGAAGAGCACAUCCGAAGGAACAGCCCCAGCACGGAACGCAGUAAUAGUAGCGGUAGGAGAGAGGGAAGAGGAAGAAGAAGAGGAGGAAGAGGAGGCGUAUAUUGUGAGGGAGCUGAAGGAUAAGGCAAAUCGAAUGGACUGCGAAACAGUGGUAUCGACGUACUCAACGUACUUUAAUCAACCAAACGUCAUUCGUGCGGCCCCUACAGGGAAAAGACGCAAGGGACGCGGUGAUGCCGAAUCUACAUUGCUGUCAUCCACCCAAGAAGAAGAAGAAGAAGAGGAUGAUGAAGAAGAAGUACCUGAUCUGUAUGCACAGAUGCUCAUGCUGACACGUGAUAAGGAAGAGACAAAGGAAGAGAAGAAACUUCGCAAACAGUUGGCUAAACAGGCACAACGUGAGCGUCGCAGCAAAAAGAAGGAGUUACGACAUGCGUACAAGGUAUUAGAGGUUGAUGAGGCAAAACGAUCAAAGGAAUCCCAAACCGCAAAGAAGACGGUACACUUCUUUUAG